GCGGGGGCGGGCCCGGCGCGUCGGUGACAAGAUGGCGGCGGAGCCGGUGGAGCUGCACAAGCUGAAGCUGGCAGAGCUGAAGCAGGAAUGCCUGGCCAGAGGGCUGGAGGCCAAAGGCAACAAGCAGGACCUCAUCAACCGGCUCCAGGCCUACCUGGAGGAGCAUGCUGAAGAAGAAGCCAACGAGGAGGACGUGCUGGGAGAGGAGAUAGAGGAGGAAGAGCCGAAGCCGGCGGAGCCGCCCGUGAAGGUGGAAGAGGCUCCGGUGAAAUCCCCUGAUGGGAUCACGGGAUCAUCCAUCCCCCGGGAGGGGG
This is a messenger RNA of Empidonax traillii (willow flycatcher), 314 nucleotides long. RefSeq names its product SAP domain-containing ribonucleoprotein-like. The record is from RefSeq and is a predicted model, not a curated record. Gene Ontology annotation, cellular component: nucleus. Gene Ontology annotation, biological process: poly(A)+ mRNA export from nucleus. Lineage: Eukaryota; Metazoa; Chordata; Aves; Passeriformes; Tyrannidae. The transcript has 5 exons. The annotation marks the transcript as partial.